This is a messenger RNA of Gaeumannomyces tritici R3-111a-1, 468 nucleotides long. RefSeq lists its product as hypothetical. The record is from RefSeq and is a predicted model, not a curated record. Lineage: Eukaryota; Fungi; Ascomycota; Sordariomycetes; Magnaporthales; Magnaporthaceae. The transcript is spliced from 3 exons. The coding region runs from base 1 to 468 and encodes 155 amino acids.
AUGGUCCUGGUUACUGGGCUCCAGGGUCCGCCCUUUCCCCAUUCCGCCCACCAACCACUACUAUGCCCACCGCUGUCCUCGCCGGUCAUGUCCAAUCCGCCGCUUCAAAGCGAGUGGACCCCACUCGCCCAAUGCCACGAUGACAUCGCGGCCGUCGCUGCCACUAUGACUAAGAACGGCAUACUCAGCGUGAUGGAAGAGAACCAGGGUAGGCUGGGCGUCGUCAUAGCCGCCCUUCGAUGCCCACUGAUCGCGAACAUCGAGGUGGAGAUCAACGACAGCAUUUCCAUACUGGGGACUCGACUAUAUCGAUCUGCGAGGUCUUGUCACGGCCUGGUUCACUUUAACGUAUGCGACCGGCUGCGACCCCCUCCCUUCCCGUCCGCGAGGACGCCCACCCUCUCGGCUUCCUCACAAUUAGGACGACAGAGGGAAACCAAGAUUGGCGGCGCCCGGGCCAAGGAGUAA